Molecule: messenger RNA, 629 nt
Organism: Plasmodium vivax (malaria parasite P. vivax)
Lineage: Eukaryota; Apicomplexa; Aconoidasida; Haemosporida; Plasmodiidae
Exons: 4
Coding region: 161-595 (144 amino acids)
Source: RefSeq, a predicted model, not a curated record
GGUCAUACAAUUUUGAAGCUAGCCAACGCAUGUUUACUCCGUCGAGGCGGUUGAACAAUUGUGGAAGUCUUCCGCGCGCUCCGUUUGCGCAGCUAAUUGGAGUUACUUCGAAAGCGGUUUGAAUUGGAGCGUGCCACCCGACUCGCCCGUAAGCAGCGACAUGAAGGGUAAAAAGUCCAAAGGGGACAAUAAUGCUGUGUCUUCGAAAAAGGCUAGUCGAAAGGGUACCCCCGCGGGGGGAAUAACGAAGGAUGCCGAAAGCGACAGCGCAGACGAUUUGGUCAUCGGGAACAUGGGCGACUUAAAUGAGAAGGACGGUGCGAAGAGGGCACUCCCGAAGGUCGUCCAGAUGAGGAGAGAUAUCAGAAAGCUCAAAAAGGAAAAAGCCAUCAUAAGCAAAAUGGACGCCGAGGACAAGGAAAAGGCGGAGCACAUGCUGCAAGUGCACAAGGCGCUGCGCAAGUCCAAGGGGGAAAAAGUUUACGAUGAAAAGAGCCUCAAGAAGCGAAGCCAACGGAUUUUGAGGAAAAAAAAUAAAUCGCGCAAGCGCUGGGCGGAGAAGCUGGCCAAGGGGCAGGGCAAAGCCCCCUCCUGACACGAUUCGAAGCAGUCCACAAAUUAAAAAGUGC